This is a messenger RNA of Mugil cephalus (flathead mullet), 2707 nucleotides long. It is a transcript of the gene napepld, whose product is annotated as N-acyl phosphatidylethanolamine phospholipase D. The transcript is spliced from 11 exons. Gene Ontology annotation, molecular function: N-acylphosphatidylethanolamine-specific phospholipase D activity; zinc ion binding. Gene Ontology annotation, cellular component: cytoplasm; membrane-bounded organelle. Gene Ontology annotation, biological process: N-acylphosphatidylethanolamine metabolic process; N-acylethanolamine metabolic process. The record is from RefSeq and is a predicted model, not a curated record. The coding region runs from base 578 to 1783 and encodes 401 amino acids. Lineage: Eukaryota; Metazoa; Chordata; Actinopteri; Mugiliformes; Mugilidae.
AUGGAAACAACAUUGUGCAAACCCGUGCAGUUGUUGUUGCUUUAUAAGUGUAAACUGAACCAGAGUGCCCCUCGUCUGAGUCUAGCGGGUCUCCUCGGGCUUAAUUCCCUCCAGGUGUCCUUCAUUAGGUGGAAGAACUCGAGUUAUUUAUAAAACCGCCCGCAGUCCUCGAGAGUCGCGCGGUCACGUGAUCGGAGGGUAUUUGAACCGACGUCAGAGAAACCGAGCUGGUACCGACUACAAUGAUCCUCAGCCGUCCUCCUCCACCUCCUCCUCCUCCUGCUGCUGCUGCUCCUCCUGCUGCUGCUGCUGUUGCAUGACCAAAACUCCGCAUAUUACCCCAGAAAGAUAUCCUACCACCAGCUCCCACCGCCGCCCUCGACUCUCUACGGGAUACGCUGCAGUAAUUCACACCGUAGCGGUGGACAUGCGCCUCCAGCUCCUCAUAAUGAGUCCGGGCUCGCAUUAAACCAGGUUUAGGACUAGCGUCAAUGCAACAAACGCGUCUCCUCGCUGAGAAAACCAACCGGUGGUGGUCUGUUGCGUUCAGGUUCUCAGGUGUGGUGGGGGUGAAGUCAUGGAGAAGCCAUUAUCUUCAGACAAAGCGGCGCUCGAGGAGAGGAGAGGCCUAGUGGAGGAGGGUGCAGUGCUGAGAGGUGCUGAAGGAGGAGAACCAGACCCUCAGACGCCGAGGAAGAGCAGCUCAUCCCGCUCCUCUCGCAAGAGCUUCCGUCUAGACUACCGACUGGAGGAGGACGUGACAAAGUCCAGUCGGGACAAACAUGGCCGCUGGAUGAACCCAUGGCCAACAUGGCGGUUCCCUUCAUACGCAAUGCUGCUGAGGUUCCUGCUGUGGGACAAAAAUAACAGCAAUGUACCGACCAGUAAAGAGGCCCUGGACAGUGAGCUCCCAGUCCUGGAACCAUACUUUGUCCAGAACCCAGACCAGUCUGACUCUGGUGCGGGUCUGAGAGUCACCUGGUUGGGUCACGCCACAGUCCUGGUUGAAAUGGACGGACUGAAUAUUCUGACGGACCCAGUCUUCAGCCAGAGGGCUUCACCGUUCCAAUUCAUGGGGCCCAAGAGGUACAGAGGGCCCCCCUGCACCGUGGAACAGCUCCCAAGGAUUGAUGCGGUGACCAUCAGUCAUUCUCAUUACGACCACCUGGACGCUGGAUCUGUGGCCAGUCUUAACGCACGCUUCGGAGGGGAGCUACGCUGGUUCGUGCCCCUGGGUUUGAUGGACUGGCUGGUGAAGAUGGGCUGUGAGAACGUCAUGGAGCUGGACUGGUGGGAAGAGAACUGUGUACCAGGUCACGACGAUGUUACAUUUGUCUGCACACCUUCUCAGCACUGGAGCAAACGUACAGCGCUGGACGACAACAGGUCUUUAUGGAGCAGCUGGUCUGUUUUGGGUCCAGAGCAUCGAUUCUUCUUCGCUGGCGACACCGGCUACUGCUCCUCCUUCCAGGAAAUAGGACGACGCUUUGGACCGUUUGAUCUUGCAGCCAUCCCCAUAGGAGCGUACCUGCCCAGGGAUGUGAUGCAGGGGCAGCACGUAGAUCCAGAGGAGGCUGUUCAGAUCCACGAAGACCUUCAGGCCAAACAGUCUGUGGCCAUUCACUGGGGGACCUUCGCUCUGGCCUACGAGUACUACCUGGAGCCGCCGGUUCGUCUCAGAGAGGCCCUGGAGCAGAAAGGACUGAAAGCAGAAUCUUUCUUCACCUUACAUCACGGAGAGUCUCGCCUCAUAGCUGCUCGACAAGGAGACGUCUUUGAGUGACGUCUCUGCAGCAGCUGUGGGCCCGGGAUCCUUCACAUCUGUAACAAAGUGAAGAACAGUCUGUUUAGAUGGAUUAAAUGUCGUCUGCAUCUUCUGUCAGCUGAAAAUUAAAUGUUCUGCAACACUGUUUACGUACUAAAUGUUUGCCAUCGCACUCUCAUUGGUGAGCAGUACUACCUACAGGAGCUGAGGCGAUUUGUGUGUAUAUAUAGACACACAUGUGAUGUUACUACUGUAAGUUAGUCUUAGUUGACUGGACAGUGUGGCAUGUAGAAUAUGCAACUGCAGUCAUAAGAUCUAGAUUGGAAGAAUUACAUUUAUCAGUUAGCAAAUUGAACAAAAUAGUCCUGUUUUUGUAAUUAGAACAUCUUCUGCAGCUGUACAUGUUCAUGAAAUGUUUAGAAAUCUUUCAGCUCAAAAACUUUCUGCCAAUCAGAAUGAAAAUAGGAUUGAGAUCAUUGUAUAUAGGUUUGUGUACAGGAAAUGGUGUGGGAUUGAAUGAUAAACCUAGAAGUUGGGCAUUGAUGUAAAAGACUAACACUUUUAGAAAAUAAUGAUAUUCAAAGAUGGGUGCUAAUUAAUGCCGCAUUACAAGGAUGUCGUUUUUUCCUGAAUGUAUCAUAGUGAACCAAAACCAACAGGCUGUUUUUGUGUGCUGAUUGAAAACCUGUUGAAGUUGAGCUGGGUUCAACUUUACAAGCUGCAAACAUUUGAUUGUGAUGCUCCAACCACAGCACAAACACUUAUCAGUGUGAUUGUUCACUUUUUCACCUCCUAGUCAGGUGUUGGGUUCACGAUAGACAAUUUUCAUUUGUAAAGCCUGAAUGUAAGAACAGAUAACAGCACAAUGUUGAGCUCACUCACUGCAGUAACAUGUCUGUGGUUUGAUCACUUUUGUCCCUAUUAAAUACAUUCAUAAACAAA